GUAGUACUAGGAUCAUGUCCAGAUGUUUUUUCUGUAAGGAAUAAACCCCUUUUUUUCUUUUCAUCAUCAAAACCAACAGAAGAACCUCGAAGGAUAUGUGGGAUUUGCCAAUCUGCCAAAUCAAGUGUACCGAAAGUCUGUGAAGAGAGGCUUUGAAUUCACACUUAUGGUAGUAGGUGAAUCUGGUCUGGGAAAGUCAACUCUCAUCAAUUCACUCUUCUUAACGGAUUUAUAUGCCCCAGAUUAUCCUGGUCCAUCUCACCGAAUUAAAAAAACUGUUCAGGUUGAACAGGCAAAGGUUCUGAUUAAAGAAGGUGGCGUUCAGUUGCUCCUCACGAUAGUAGACACACCUGGAUUUGGGGAUGCAGUGGAUAACAGUAACUGUUGGCAGCCAGUUAUUGACUACAUUGACAGUAAGUUUGAAGACUACCUUAAUGCGGAAUCGCGUGUGAACAGACGUCAGAUGCCAGACAACCGUGUGCAAUGCUGUUUAUACUUCAUUGCACCUUCAGGCCACGGACUGAAACCGUUGGAUAUUGAGUUUAUGAAGCGUCUGCAUGAAAAAGUCAAUAUCAUUCCACUUAUUGCAAAAGCUGAUACCCUCACGCCAGAAGAAUGCCAGCAGUUUAAAAAGCAGAUAAUGAAAGAAAUCCAGGAACACAAAAUUAAGAUCUACGAAUUUCCAGAAACAGAUGACGAAGAAGAGAAUAAGUUGGUGAAAAAAAUAAAGGACCGUUUACCACUUGCUGUGGUGGGUAGUAACACUAUCAUAGAAGUGAAUGGCAAACGAGUAAGAGGGAGACAGUAUCCAUGGGGAGUCGCAGAAGUUGAAAACAGCGAGCACUGUGAUUUCACUAUUCUGCGGAACAUGUUGAUAAGAACUCACAUGCAGGAUCUGAAGGACGUCACCAAUAAUGUACAUUAUGAGAACUACAGGAGCAGAAAAUUGGCAGCUGUGACUUACAAUGGUGUGGAUAACAACAAAAACAAAGGACAGCUAACAAAACUUGAAACAGUUGAAGGCAUGAGCCCCCUUGCUCAGAUGGAAGAAGAGAGAAGGGAACAUGUGGCAAAGAUGAAGAAAAUGGAGAUGGAAAUGGAACAAGUGUUUGAGAUGAAAGUCAAAGAAAAAGUCCAGAAACUCAAGGAUUCGGAAGCAGAACUCCAGCGACGUCACGAGCAGAUGAAAAAGAACCUUGAGGCUCAGCACAAAGAGUUGGAAGAAAAGCGGCGUCAGUUUGAAGAAGAGAAGUUGAACUGGGAAACUCAGCAGCGCAUUCUGGAACAGCAGAACUCUUCCAGGACCUUGGAGAAAAAUAAGAAGAAAGGGAAGAUCUUUUAAGACAUUUCUUGACCACAGUACUCUGUAUCAGUUGCCAACUUGCCAGCCCAGACAUCAGUGUUUGUUGGAGCCAUUCAGCCACUUUUGCAAACAGUUGCAUCCAUUAAUGUUGGAUUAAACGGCAUGACUUUUUUUUUUUUUUUAAUUAAUCUUAAUUGAGAUUAAGAUGCCUUGAAUUGUUUGAGGGGUUUUUUUUUUGUAUACUUGGAGAACUAUACACUGCAAGUACCUGCUCCCUUUCUCUCCUCUUUAUCUUUUUAACAGAUGUCUUCAUUUUAAAAUCAAGGGAAAAAAAAUAAUUUUACUGUUGUAUAACCGUGGUCUGGAGGCUGGUAGCAGGAUGUUCCACAAUACAAGGACUCUGGCUUACAAUGAAGAUAAAAUUGCCAUACUUCUGUUGCAUCUUCUAACGUGCGCACAUUUAAUACAAAACUUCCAAGCAUACGGUUUCUUGUCAUUUCCAUUUUUUCCCUAUUUUGACACUUCCAUUGUUUAAAGUACACAUGGGAAACAUAGGCUUACAGCACACAGAUGGCUUCUUUGUUUUAUUCCAUUUUUUUGUAUUAUUAUGAACCAACCUCUUGUUUGGGUGAUACCUAAAAUAUAUGCUUUUUUCCAUUUAGUACCUUCUUUAUCCAAAAGAAUCUAAUUACUGCUUCCUUUUAUAAUAACAUAACUUUAGAUAUUGUUUUCCAAAUAUCAGUCUUAACUGAUUUAAAGUAUCCUAUUUCUUUGCAGUAGGCACCAGUGAGUAAAAGUUCUGUUUAUUUUUAAUUUUUGCCUCUAUAAAUACUUCCCUAAGAUUUGUGGUAAUGCAGCAGGAAUGGUGCAUUUAUAGGUCACUUCUAGAUACAAAUGUAACAACCUCCGGUUCCUACCUUUAUUGUGCAGUCUUUUUUAUGUUUUGCUAGAAAUGGGAAUCAUGGUCUCACAAGGAGAGGAACAUCACAAUUUUGCAUUUAGCUGUAUUCAUAUACUGCAUUUCUGUAUUAUUUUUUUUCGUUUGUAUUGUACAAAGUCACAUAAUAAACAAUGUUGUGAUGUAAUACUACAA
Messenger RNA from Pseudophryne corroboree (corroboree frog), 2396 nucleotides. RefSeq names its product septin 7 (gene SEPTIN7). The record is from RefSeq and is a predicted model, not a curated record. Gene Ontology annotation, cellular component: septin ring; cell division site; septin complex. Gene Ontology annotation, biological process: cytoskeleton-dependent cytokinesis; intracellular protein localization; cilium assembly. NCBI's taxonomy places the organism in Eukaryota, Metazoa, Chordata, Amphibia, Anura, Myobatrachidae. Gene Ontology annotation, molecular function: GTP binding; GTPase activity; molecular adaptor activity. Bases 167 to 1342 code for a protein of 391 amino acids. The transcript has 14 exons.